UCGUCACUAAGGUUUCAUUUGAUAGUAAACUUAAUAAAGGUGUUGACUAUCCUUCACUGUAGAUCCUGCACUGUGGAUGAUUUUCCAUUUUACAGCAGUAUAACGGAUUCAACCAUGUCUCUCAACAUAAUCACGGUGACCCUCAACAUGGAUUCGGUUAAUUUCCUGGGCAUCUCGAUCGUAGGCCAGUCAACCAAAUCAGGCGACGAUGGCAUCUAUGUGGGCUCCAUAAUGAAGGGUGGUGCUGUCGCUCAGGACGGUCGCAUCGAGCCAGGUGACAUGAUUCUUGAAGUAAAUGGUAUCUCAUUCGAGGAAAUGAGCAAUGAUGACGCUGUUCGCACCCUGCGAGAACAGGUUCAGAACCCAGGGUAUGUUUACAAUAUUUACAUGCCUCUUAUUACCUUCUAUGCAGUGCACGGAGCACUACUGCAAAUCCAAUUCUGGGACCAAAAGUUUUUUUCACAUAAGCACAUUUGUUUUUGGAUGCAACAAUUUCCUCCGAUGUUUAAUAUCAGUUGUGUUUUAUCAUAUUUGACGGUAUUGAAAAAAAUUAGCCAGGGAAUACAAAAAGGACCAAUAAUUUCUCUCAUCUAA
Mesocestoides corti is the source of this 594-nucleotide messenger RNA. NCBI's taxonomy places the organism in Eukaryota, Metazoa, Platyhelminthes, Cestoda, Cyclophyllidea, Mesocestoididae. The record is from the annotation of a GenBank genome assembly.